This is a messenger RNA of Aspergillus niger, 408 nucleotides long. RefSeq lists its product as hypothetical. The record is from RefSeq and is a predicted model, not a curated record. Bases 1 to 408 code for a protein of 135 amino acids. The transcript has 4 exons. NCBI's taxonomy places the organism in Eukaryota, Fungi, Ascomycota, Eurotiomycetes, Eurotiales, Aspergillaceae.
AUGGCCCGUUAUAUCAUGCCACUCAAAGACGAGCAGCGGCUACCGGAAGGUGCCCCUGCAAUUGCAGCUUCAUUUGCAGAGUUUCAAUAUCAGUUUGAAGCCUUCACCCACGGUAAGGGUGCAUUGGACGCACCUGAAAUUCAUUCGGAGACAGUGAACAUGCUAACUGACAUCGCAAGACUGGUCGAAUCUUGUGCAGUUGAGGAAGCCGUAGUUCGGAAGAAUCAGCGACUUGAUCCUGGCGAAGCUCUCUGUCUGCGUAUCAAGAACACCGUGACGUUUAUUGCCCCGAGAUGGCCGUUUCGUCAUAUCCAGGUGGGUGUUGGCUCAUCGGUUCUUGCCCUUGCGCCAAUUUUAGGUGGUCUUACGGCUCUAUCGAUGGGAAUCCUUGGACCGAUCCCGCAUUAA